Emiliania huxleyi CCMP1516 is the source of this 651-nucleotide messenger RNA. RefSeq lists its product as hypothetical. The transcript is spliced from 4 exons. The annotation marks the transcript as partial. NCBI's taxonomy places the organism in Eukaryota, Haptophyta, Isochrysidales, Noelaerhabdaceae. The record is from RefSeq and is a predicted model, not a curated record.
AUGGAGGCGCACGAGGAGAGGGAGGGGCGCGACCCGGCGGCGCUGAGCCGCUCGCCCCUCGCCGAGCUGUGGGAGGAGGGCGAGGAGGGCGAGGAGGGCGACAGCGACAGCGACGCCGAGCAGCCGACAGCACUCGCCGAGCACACUGGGGGCGGCGGGGAGCGCGGCCUCGCUUCCGAGUGGUGGGCUGGGGCUCGCGAGGCGCGGCUCCGCCCGAUGGCUCCCCCCCUGCCCUCGGCCGAGCCCCGCGCCCUCGACCUCGGCUGCGUCUCGCCGCAGGCGGAGCUGCAGGCGUGGCGCGCCGCGGCGCGGCGAGCGGCGGCUCUCGCGGCGAACGUCGCGGCGGACGAGCGGGCGGCGGCGGCGGCGGCGAUGCGGCGGGAGGAGGAGGAGCGGGAGGCGUCGCGGCGGCGCAAGGAAGUGGAGGCGAAGAUUGGGGCCGAGGCCGUGCGCGCCGCCGCUGCCGCCGCCGCGCGCGCGAACCCGCUCCCGCCAAAGCCGAUCGAGCAGCCCGAGGCGGCGACGACCGGAGCGACCGGAGCCACAGGCGCCGACAGCGUCGGCGCGACUCCGGCGGCCGGGAGAGGCGGCGCCCCCGUCUCGCUGGCGCAGUGCGGCUACUGGUUCGAGGACGCGGGCGAGAGUGUCAAG